Messenger RNA from Adineta ricciae, 5037 nucleotides. Lineage: Eukaryota; Metazoa; Rotifera; Eurotatoria; Adinetida; Adinetidae. The record is from the annotation of a GenBank genome assembly.
AUGUUCUUCUCAUUAGUCUUCCUCUAUGGUAUUCAUCUUGUAAUAGCAUUGAGCUCGGUAGAAGAUUUAGCCGUGACGAAACAUUUUCAAAUUGGUUGUUUAACGCUGAAAUCUAAUAAACAAUUCAUCGUGACAAAUCUUCAAGAAAAUCAUCUUUUACCUUAUCAAACAUAUUCAAGUUCGAACAUGUCAGUUGGUUUAUGUUUUCGUCUAUGUCGUCGCUGGUUAAUUCUGCUCGACAAGCAAAACACAACAUGCAUUUGUUUGUCUACACUGAGCAAACUCUAUGAACUCAACGAGCAUCUGGGUGAAUAUUUAUCUGAUCACAAUUGUCCAGACACAAGCGUGCAGAUCUAUUCGAUAACAAAAGAUUCAACACCAUUACCAUUGCUAACGUCAUCAGUCAGCGAUGAUUGGUCAUUCGAUGGUUGUUAUGAAUUGGAGAAUAUCCAGUAUGUUCGCAUGACUAUUCCAUUAACGAAUUUCGAUUUCGCUACCGCACUGGAUCGUUGUCGAAAACACUGUUGGAUGUUACACGGAGCGAAUUACUAUGCGUAUUUUCUCUCGCGGAAAAAGUCUUGUUAUUGUCUACCAAUUGAAUUUCCUCCACCGAUUAAAACUGCUGCAAUACGAAAACCGCUAACACAUUGUUCAUUUCUUCCAAGUAUUUGUCAAGGAUUUGGCAAUUCGUGUAGACAAUAUUAUUCUGAAACGAAUGUUGAUACAUUAGUCAAAAUCGAUGUACAUCAUUAUUGUUCAUCCAUAGAGCCAGGUGCAUUUGCAUUUGAUCGAAUCUUUUAUCGAUGUUUGAAACUCGUUACACUUCGUCGAUUCAUAUCAAUUUCGACAAUAAAUUAUGAUCAGAAAUGCUCACCAAUUACUAUUAAAACGCGUGAACAAUGGAAUUAUUUGAUUCAUUCAUCAUGGGUAACCAAUACAAAUUUAUUCAUUCAGAUCGAUCGAAAUUCGACGUAUCUCUAUAGAGAUCUGUUUAAAUCGAAUAGUUUAGUAUCAUCAUCGAAUCUAUUGUGUGUAGUUAUUAAACGAACCGAUUCGAAUGCUGUCUUAGGUGAACUUAUUCAAUGUCUACUUGCACGUCCGCCAGGGUCCGUUUUAUGUGCGCAAAAACCGUACCCAUCGGCUAUACCACAUGAUGAAGAAUUUCAAAAUACAAAUGUUGGACCGGAAAUUUCGACGAACGAAACGUUGACUUGUCCUCCUGAAUUCGCUUUAUUCAAUCGAAUGUGUUACUACGCAGACCCAUCACUAACUUAUGGUAUUCAAGCGGGUGAACAAAUAUGUGCCAGUCAACAUUCGAACAGUACUCUAGUCACGUUUAAUUCUCAUGAAUGGGCGAAUGUAAAUGUUUCCAGAUUUCUCGGUCGAACUUUUAAUGAUAUUUUAUUAGAAUUCUUCUACUAUAUCUUAGAAAAGAAGCUCCCUAUGGGAACAGAACUGACAGCAAAUAGAAACCAACAAAUACGUUUACUCCUAGGAGACAAAAUCAGUCCGGAAAAAUGUUUCUUACGUUAUUUUACGCGUUCAAUUGGAGGUUUUUCUCUAAUUGAUUCAUGCACUAAUGGUGGAUAUCCUAUUUGUCAAACUGAACCAAUGCGAAUGAAAGUUUCCAGCACUACACUUAUACCUACCGCGAUAACUCCUAUAAAUACCUCGUCCAUUGAACAAAUGACAACACAAAUCAUUCCAUUAAACUCAACAACGAGUUCGUUGAUUUUCACAAAUGAAUCAAAUAACAUAUCAUCAUGUGACAAUUGUACUGCGAAUUCUAUUCGCAACGACGAAGAUUCAGUUGAUAAUCAAACGAAGAUCUAUCCGGAAUCUUACAUGAACUCAACCAAAGCAAUUAUACAGCCGAUAUCCACAUUAAAAGCUCACGUUAAGUACCGGCCAUUAGUUCUAAUCCUUACCGGUCCGGUAUUAGGUUUGAUCAUAUUAAUUCUCGGAGUUGCUCUAUUAAUCUGGCGUGUUCGACAAAGCACUGAAUCAUAUUCUAUACGUAAUAGUUUUCUUGCUUAUCAGCGUACGAAACGUUCAUCAACAACUGCAACAGUCAGCGACGUUCCUACGACACCUGUUAUUAUCUAUAAUCGUACAAAACCUAAACGGCAAUCGGCGGGUGAAUCUGGUUCAUCAUUACUUUCACAUCAUUUCUUACCCGAUGACGAUACGAUCGAACUUUAUGCUACAACAAAGACACCAUUGAUCGAUAGCAUUCCAGAAGAACCGUGUUCUACUAAUAUGUCUUUAACAGGCAAAAAAACUCGAGAUCCAUCUCACCUACCUACCCUAUCUUACGAAAUCAAAUUAAAUCUCCCUGUUAGCGUUGAUAGUAAACCACAAGAAAUCUCUUUCUUAGAUUUAAUCGCGAAUGAUACCAGAUUUAAAAACGAUAAAGAAAGUUUGGAGUUGGUGUUGAGCUCCUAUGUAAAGGCAUGUGGUAAACAAAGUGUCAAAGAAAUUCUUGCCGAACGUGACACCACAGUUGAUGAAAACGCAUCAUUAUCCGAUAUUAUCCAUGCGCUAAUGGAUUAUAACGAUCAGCAAAAUGCAAACUUAGGUGUUGGUUAUAAUGAUCCUGAAGAUGAUGAUUCAUUUAUUGAUGAUUCGACGGCUGCUCAAGAUAUUAUACCGAGGAAUAUGACGAACGAACGGGAUGGAUUUUAUGUCAAUGAAAAGCAUCAGCCAAUUAAUGCUCGGUAUCUGAGUGAUCCGAGUGAAUCGGAAAGCGAAGAAGAAGAGGAUGACGAUAGUGACGAUGAUGAUGAUGACGAUGAAUCGAGUGAAAGUGAAAAAGAUGAAAAGCAAACGAAAAAGACUACUGAUAGAGAAGAUGAUGGAAAUGACAAAGCAGCAAAGAAGAGCAAAACAGUUGACGACAUUGCAACGAAGCCAUCUACUGUUAAGCGAAAACGAAGCGUAUCAGAAGUUACCGCACCUAAUUUGCCGGUCAGUCUUGACGACAAAACUAAAAGUCACAAGCCAGUCGAGGAACCAGUGAAAAAGAUUCAGAAACUAGCUGAAACAAUUCCCGUACAAUCAACAUCAGAUGCCGUUUCUUAUGUCUUACCAAACGAAAUGGAAAGUGAUGUUAAACCAUGCAUCGAUAAACUAGUCAAAUUGAUUGUGUCUGAGUCAACAAUGAAUAACAAGCAAAAGAAAAUCGAACGCCUUUUUCAUCCAACAAUCUGUCGCGAAUUACUCGAUCUGGUCAAGAAGUUACAUCGACAUACGAAUGCUCAUCGACAAUUGGCAUUUGAUAUUUUAAGUACUAAGACUGGUAUCUGUGCACAAAUCUUAGUAACAAGAGCUCGUUUGAUAUUACUGAAUGAUUAUGAACCAUCGGCACCUUUGAGUUCAUUGAGUGAAAUGAAGAACAAACUGAAAGCAGAAAUUAAUCGUUCGUUAGAGAUUCAUAUACAAGCACACAAUCAAGCAGUCAAAGAGUGGCAACAAAAAAUGGCAGAAAAUCCGUCGAAAGACAAAAAUCGUGGACCGAGGAAGAAUUUUCGUUUGUACAAAACAAUAAAUGAACUCAUUAUUCGUUGUCUAGAUCGUAAGCUUGAAUCAAUGACGGUACUUGAUUUAGAAUCGUUGGAGUUAUUUCUUCACGAUCAAAUCGUUCCACUAUGGGAAAAAUCAGGAUGGAUGACAGCGAAAAAAAUCACCAGCGAAGUCAUUCGAUUGGAAUAUCGACCUUUGAAAGAUCCAAAUCCGCCACCAGUUCCAUCAUCUCAAGCGAAUCGAACAACACCUUUAUCUCCAGCAGCUGAACGAGUGAAGAAGGACUCGACGGCAAUUCCAUUAUUACCGGCGCCGCCACUACCUGGAAAAGUUUCAAAUACUCAUGUAUCUCCAACGAAGCCAGUGCAGCAACAAACGGCAAUAAAAACUAAUGAAAAUAAAUCUUUAAAUCAUAUCUCAUCAAAUAGCAAUCCGUUGAAAACAGUAGAAUUGGCGACACGGGUUUCCACGAAUGUUGUUAAACAACAUACUUCACGUCCUUCACCGACAGGAUCAACAUCCAGUCAAUCAUCUGAGCAGUCUUCACAUAAAUCAAGCAAAAUAGAUCUAAAUCGGUCUCUUGUUAAGCCAUCCAUUGCUUCUCAACCUGAAACGGCGACUAAACGUAAUUCUACUCCAAACUUACCUUCUGUAUUGGAUCUCACAAUGGAUAUAUUUUCACAAUUCAAAAAACAACCCGACGAAUUACUUCUUGCACCACACAAAGCACAUUCACAUUCCUCAUCCAACAAAGAUCCAUCGUCAUCUUCAUACAGAUCCUCAUUAUCAUCCUCCUCCUCCUCAAGUAGUCAUUCGAAACAACAACAGCAACAAUUUGCUACCAAACUUCCCUCAGAAAAGUCUUCGGCUUCAUCUUUUCUUAAAGACGCACUUAUGAUUAGUGCAUCAUCAUCAUCAUCACCGAAAAUGUCAUCAUCACCAUUAGCAGUUGAUAACAUGCUCAGUAAAUCACAUCACAGUCCUAAAUCGACUCCAUCUACAUCUGCAUCUGCUUCCAAACCAUCAGCAACAGUACAAAGCUCAACACCUAAUCCCCACCGUUCGUCAGGAUCGCAUAAGAGUAGUUCGAGUCGUUCUUCAGUCGAUUUUUCUUCUCAUAAAAAUGAGCAACAAAUUCAGCAACAAAAAACAUCUUCAUCAAGUAAUCGAUCGCAAGCAAAUGUCGGAUCAUCAUCAACAUCAAAGUCGUCGUCUGUCUCACCAGCAUCUCGCCGUUCAACAUCUACAUUUACUGGUACACACGAAUCUCAGUCCAACCGUAGUCAUACAUCUUCGAUGGCAAUACCAUCCUCAUUGCCACAAUCACUGCAAUGGGAUACAGCAACAUUGCAAUUAGCUGCUGCUGCAUUAUCUAAUCCUCAAUUACUCAGUUCAACUAUGUUCGAUCCGACUUUAUUCAAUUCGAUGUUCGGUACAGCACCGAGCAUCGUUUCUUCCAAUCAGUCAUCUUCAUCACGUCAACAACAAUCGAACAAUAAUAAUCGACGAAGUUAA